GGCAUGAGGCUGGAACACAGCUCCAAGCCAGGUACCAGCGUCUCAAGCAAGGGCACCAUCAAAGUGGUGGAAGGAAGCAUAAUCCACCUCCGGCUCUAUGGGCAGGGUAUUGACUCUCGUAUUGGGAAGAUGACGCACUUUGUGGCGGUCCCGUCCGAUGCCAGCAGCCUUAACACCAGCUGCUCUGAAGACAACCAAGACCUGCACGUCUUACCCUCCAUUCUUGCCUUACGAGAUACUUCUGCCGUUCUAGUCGUAGAGGUCAAGGCCCUGCGGAAGAACACCCACGGCAAUAAGUAUAUGAUGUGCAUAAAGCGCGAGAAUGGGCAGCAGCUCCUGUCUGAUGAUAUGCUUAUCGAAGUGGUGGAGGACACGGACCAUCACCUGCCCAUGUGGCUUCAUGUCUCCCUCAUUGCCGUCCUCAUAGGGCUUUCAGCGUUGUUCAGCGGCCUCAAUCUGGGCUUGAUGGCGCUGGAUCCCAUGGAGUUGCGCAUCGUGCAGAACUGCGGCACAGAAAACGAGAGGAUCUAUGCUGCUCAGAUUGAGCCCAUCCGCCGGAAGGGCAACUAUUUGUUGUGCUCUUUGCUGCUGGGCAAUGUUUUGGUGAAUGCCAGCCUUACCAUCCUGUUUGAUUCUCUGGUGAACACCAAUUCUAUCUCCAUUGCGGUCUCCACCCUGGGCAUUGUCCUCUUGGGGGAGAUUAUCCCCCAGGCUAUCUGCUCCCGCCAUGGCUUGGCUGUGAGUGCCAACACCCUCCUUAUCACCAGGUUAGUGAUGCUGCUGACGUUCCCAGUCUCUUACCCCAUCAGCAAGAUCCUAGACUGUGUACUUGGUAAGGAAAUGGGCACUGUUUACAAUCGAGAGAAGCUUAUGGAGAUGCUGAAGGUGACCGAGCCCUACAGUGACCUCCUGAAGGAGGAGUUGAAUAUCAUCCAGGGCGCCCUGGAACUGAGGUCCAAGACAGUGGAGCACGUCAUGACUCCAUUAGUCGACUGCUUCUUGCUAAGCCACAAUGCAAUCCUGGACUUUGAUACAAUGAGCGACAUCAUGGAAAGCGGAUACACUCGCAUCCCCGUCUAUAACAAGGAGAGGGCUAACAUUGUUGAUAUGUUGUACAUCAAGGAUCUUGCCUUUGUGGACCCUGAUGACGCCACCCCGCUCAAGACCAUCACCCAGUUUUACAACCACCCCAUCCAUUUUGUCUUGCACGACACCAAACUGGACGCCGUGCUUGCAGAAUUCAAAACCGGUAAAAGUCACCUGGCUGUGGUCCGAAAGAUGAGCGUUGAGAGUGGGCAUGACCCUGUUCACGAAGUAGUGGGAGUGGUCACCCUGGAGGACGUCAUUGAAGAGAUAAUCAAGUGCGAGAUCCUGGAUGAAUCGGAUAUCUACACUGACAACCGCAGCAAGAGACAUGUCAGCAACUGGAGGAAGAGGGACUUCUCUGCCUUCAAGGGCAAUAGUAGUGAAACCAGAGUCAGGAUCUCUCCUCAGCUACUCUUGGCUGCACACCGCUUUCUUUCCACAGCGGUGUCUCCAUUCUCUCCUUCCGUCCUUCCGGAGAAGUUCCUGUUGCGUCUCCUGAAAUACCGUGACGUCAUCUGUGAACUCAAGUUUGAUGAGGAGAACAAGAAGGCUCCCCAGCACUAUUUGUACCAGAGGAACAAGGUGGCUGACUACUUCAUCCUCAUCUUGCAGGGGAGAGUGGAGGUCGAAGCUUGUCAGGAAAACAUGAAGUUUGAGAACGGACCCUUCUCCUACUUCGGCGUCAUGGCCCUGGGUCAAUCUUGCCUGCCUUGCCUAUCAGAUAUACGCAGUGGCAACCUCAGCCACUUGGGCUCAUCAAGUCUUCACGAUCACCAUGCUGCUACCAGCAGUGUCAGCCAGAUCCUGCCUGCCUCCAGUCUCCCAUAUCUGGCAGACUUCACAGUCCACGCCCUCACUGAUCUGACGUAUAUCAAGGCCUGUGCUGGCACCCCCUCUUCUUGCGUCGGGGGCAAGUGCCCCAGCCAGACCCCCUCCGCCCAAGAUCCGGCCCUGGGCCACAAUGGGGGCCCCUACUUCUGCUUGUCAAGUAGGAUGGAUGGCUAG
Messenger RNA from Euleptes europaea (tarantolino), 2091 nucleotides. Its product is annotated as metal transporter CNNM4-like. Gene Ontology annotation, molecular function: sodium ion transmembrane transporter activity; magnesium ion transmembrane transporter activity. NCBI's taxonomy places the organism in Eukaryota, Metazoa, Chordata, Lepidosauria, Squamata, Sphaerodactylidae. The transcript has 7 exons. Gene Ontology annotation, cellular component: plasma membrane. The record is from RefSeq and is a predicted model, not a curated record. Bases 4 to 2091 code for a protein of 695 amino acids. Gene Ontology annotation, biological process: magnesium ion transport; magnesium ion homeostasis.